CUCUCCUUCUCCUUAUAUAUACCCAUCUUCGCAUAUUUCCUUGCUUAAUUCUGUAUGCGAAAUAAUCCACGUUUGAGCUCUUGAUUUGGUACAGUAUUGGGUUUUGAUUUAUGAACUCUACUCCGCUCUCAGAUUGAGCGAACUUUGAGAGCUGGGAAGCUGACUGAAAGGAUUUUGAACUUAUUUAUUGCAACUGGAAAAGAAGAAGUGCUUUCUCUUAUUGAGUCCCUUAACAUCCAGCAUGUCCUGACUCCUGUCCUACCAACUAGAUGCUCUGAGAAAUUUUAAUAUUGUUGGACGCUCUGCAAGCACACUUCUGUAAUUCGAACACAAAGCUAAAUUUAGGUGUUGCUGAACAAGUUUUUCCGUCAGUAUUUCUUUAACCCCAAUAUUUGACAAUGUCUCAAGAAAGUAUCAUGGAUAAUGAGGUUGAUAUUGUUAUUGGUGCUCUCCACUCUGAUCUUACAUCCUUCAUGGAAGAGUGGAGGCUGAUAUUCUCACGAUACCACCUCAUAAUUGUCAAAGAUCCUGAUCUCAAAGAGGAACUCAAAAUACCGGGUGGUUUCAAUCUUGAUGUCUAUUCCAAGUCUGAUAUAGACCGAACUGUGGGCUCUUCCUCCGCGACCCUUCUCUUUUCAGGGUACUCAUGCCGCUACUUUGGUUAUCUAAUGUCGCGGAAAAAGUACAUUAUCUCAGUCGAUGAUGACUGUUCCCCUGCCAGGGACAAUAAUGGUGAUUUAGUCGAUAUUGUGGCCCAGCACAUCACCAACCUUUCAACUCCAGCUACUCCUUUUUUCUUCAACACACUCUAUGAUCCUUACCGCAAGGGAGCUGAUUUCGUUCGUGGGUACCCCUUUAGUUUGAGAAAUGGGGUGCCAUGCACUCUUUCGUGUGGUCUGUGGCUUAAUUUAGCAGACUAUGAUGCACCAACACAAGCCCUAAAGCCUGAGCUGAGGAAUUCUCGAUAUGUUGAUGCUGUUCUAACCGUUCCUGCAAGGUCGAUGAUGCCUCUGAGCGGAAUCAACAUUGGUUUUGAUAGGGAGCUUGUGGGUCCUGCUUUGUUGCCGGCUUUGAUGUUGGCUGGGGAAGGAAAGUUCAGGUGGGAGACAGUGGAAGAUAUAUGGUGUGGAAUGUGUGUGAAAGUGGUGUCUGACCACAUGGGGCUGGGGGUGAAGACUGGGCUGCCGUAUGUGUGGAGGAAGGAGAGGGGAGAUGUGGUUGAGAGUUUGAAGAAAGAUUGGAAAGGAGUGAAGCUGAUGGAGGAAGUGGUGCCUUUCUUUCAGUCGUUGAAGUUGUCGCCAGAUGCGAUUUCGGCUGAGGAUUGUGUGGUUGAGAUGGCUGCAGCAGUGAAGGAGCGGCUCGGACCUGUGGACCCUGUGUUUGGUCGUGCUGCUAAUGCCAUGGUGGACUGGAUCAAGCUAUGGAAGGUGGCCGGGGCCCAAUCUUCACUCAGUGUUGCCUAAGAGAGAGUUGGUGACUAAUUAUUUUUAUUUGAAAUCUUCUGAUUUUCUUAGGUUAUCCUUUGGAUUCUUCACCCUCAUAAAUUAAAAAGAUAGGUGGUGAAUUAAAAAGAUCACAAAAUGUUCUGGUUUCUACUCUGGAAAUAAUUGCUUGCUCUUAGAGCACUCUUGUACACCAAUCAACUAUAUCACAAUAUGUACUUCAUGCGUGUGUACGUGUGGCAGAAUUUGGUUGGUUCACGUGAUGGUUUAUCCUAAGAGCAUCCACAGUGAUUUUGCUAGUA
Molecule: messenger RNA, 1744 nt
Organism: Rhododendron vialii
Lineage: Eukaryota; Viridiplantae; Streptophyta; Magnoliopsida; Ericales; Ericaceae
Product: probable UDP-arabinopyranose mutase 5
Exons: 3
Coding region: 399-1463 (354 amino acids)
Biological process (GO): UDP-L-arabinose metabolic process; plant-type cell wall biogenesis
Cellular component (GO): cytosol; Golgi apparatus
Molecular function (GO): UDP-arabinopyranose mutase activity
Source: RefSeq, a predicted model, not a curated record